CCCUCCGGAGCCAGCGGUCCCGUUCUGGGCUCGUCCGGGAUCGCCCCUGGGGAGCCGGACGAAGUGGACAAGUUUAAAGCGAAGUUCCUGACUGCCUGGAACAACGUCAAGUACGGUUGGGCAGUCAAAAGCCGGACCAGCUUUAGCAAGCUCUCCAGCGUCCACCUCUGUGGCCGCCGCUACCGAUUCGAGACUGAGGGUGACAUCCAGCGUUUCCAGCGGGACUUCGUGUCCCGCCUGUGGCUCACAUACCGCAGGGACUUCCCGCCCCUUGCUGGGGGCUAUCUGACCUCGGACUGUGGCUGGGGCUGCAUGUUACGCAGUGGGCAGAUGAUGCUGGCACAGGGCCUCUUGCUGCAUUUCCUGCCCAGAGACUGGAUGUGGGUCAAGGGCGUGGGCCUGGACCCCCCUGAGCCAUCAAGAUUGGCCUCUCCCUACUGGCACCAUGGGCCUGCCUGCUGGAUACCCCCUCACUGGACCCAGGGCUCCCCUGAGCUGGAGCAGGAACGCCGGCACCGACAGAUUGUGUCCUGGUUUGCCGACCACCCUAAAGCCCCCUUCGGCCUACACCAACUGGUGGAGCUUGGGCAGAGCUCAGGCAAGAAGGCGGGUGACUGGUAUGGGCCAUCUCUCGUGGCACAUAUACUCAGGAAAGCUGUGGAGAGCUGCUCAGAGGUCACCCACCUGGUGGUGUAUGUUUCUCAGGACUGCACAGUGUACAAGGCGGACGUGGCACGCCUUGUGGCCAGGCCAGACCCCACAGCCGAGUGGAAGUCUGUGGUCAUCCUGGUGCCUGUGCGGCUGGGUGGUGAGACUCUCAACCCGGUGUACGUGCCCUGUGUGAAGGAACUCCUACGUUCAGAGCUGUGCUUAGGCAUCAUGGGGGGCAAGCCACGGCACUCGCUGUACUUCAUCGGCUACCAGGAUGACUUCCUUCUCUACCUGGACCCCCACUACUGCCAGCCCACUGUGGACGUCAGCCAGGCUAACUUCCCCCUGGAGUCUUUCCAUUGCACCUCGCCCCGCAAGAUGGCCUUCACCAAAAUGGACCCAAGCUGUACAGUGGGGUUCUAUGCUGGGGACAGGAAGGAGUUUGAGACACUGUGUUCAGAGCUGACCAGGGUCCUCAGCUCCUCCUCGGCGACAGAGCGGUACCCCAUGUUCACCCUGGCCGAGGGCCACGCUCAGGACCACAACCUGGACAACUUCUCCUCCCAGCUCUCCCAGCCAGCUCAGCAGCUUCCUCGAGCUGGGCGGCUCCUCAAGGCCAAGCGCCCAAGCUCCGAGGACUUUGUGUUUUUAUAAAGGGACAGGAUGGGGGAGAAGAUGGGACAGACACUAUUUAUUUUUUUAUGUCACGCUGGGUGUGGG
Molecule: messenger RNA, 1371 nt
Organism: Pteropus alecto (black flying fox)
Lineage: Eukaryota; Metazoa; Chordata; Mammalia; Chiroptera; Pteropodidae
Gene: ATG4D
Product: autophagy related 4D cysteine peptidase
Exons: 10
Coding region: 313-1305 (330 amino acids)
Molecular function (GO): protein-phosphatidylethanolamide deconjugating activity
Source: RefSeq, a predicted model, not a curated record